Messenger RNA from Monomorium pharaonis (pharaoh ant), 752 nucleotides. RefSeq lists its product as uncharacterized. Lineage: Eukaryota; Metazoa; Arthropoda; Insecta; Hymenoptera; Formicidae. The transcript is spliced from 2 exons. The record is from RefSeq and is a predicted model, not a curated record. Bases 83 to 328 code for a protein of 81 amino acids.
UAUAUAAGACUCCCCGAGUCGCCGAAACAGACAUAAGCUGACUUACUUCCGAGAAGUACCAAGCAAUCCACAACCAAUCAACAUGUUCAAGCUGGCUAUCUUCGCUGCCAUCCUGGCUGUCGCCGUCGCCUUCCCCGGUGGUCUCACCGGCGUUGCCAUUGACGCCGGCCUCGGCCCGAUCCACGCUCCGCGAGUCGCGAUUGCCGCCGCCCCGCUGGCCCAUGCCGCUGUGAUUGCCCAGCCGAUUGCCCCAGUUGUCCAUACCCCCGCUGUCGUCACCAAGACCGUCCUGGCCGGACAUGGUCUUGGUCUCGCCCUCCACGGUUAGAUCUAGGAAACUCACCACCACCACCAACACCAACACCGACGACGCGGCCUUAGAAGAAACAAAAAGUACACCAUCCCUUACUUCCUCGUAAUGCGAAGGAAAGACCUCGAAGAAAGACAAAAUUCUGCACGCAGUCGUUCACCGAUUUUCGACUCUUCACCUUGUCGCCGUUUCUCCGUCGCGCGAAUCAUCAGGCCCACCACCAUCGAGCGCGGGAGAGCGGCAUCCAAAAAGGACCAAUGAGGACCCCCCACCCCCCCAACACUCCAAGCUGGAUCGGACAAAUCCCUUCGUUCCACGUUUGUCUUUUCUUUGUACUUCAUCGACCAAAUUUUCGGACUCUCACCCGGAUCAUUCCGCCAUCAUUCCGGAUUCCUACCCUCGUUCACAUGAAAUUUUAAUAAAAUUUUAAUUUUAAACCCAA